CUUCAAUGUCUUAUUCUAUUCGCUUCAAUGGAAAAAGUUUGCCCUCAUUCUCACCAAAUAAGGGACUUAGGCAAGGUUUUCCUCCAUCUCCUUAUUUGUUCAUCCUAAGUUAACAGGUAUUAUCAUCUGCUAUAAAAUCAAAGAUUUAUCAUUUUCCAGGACUGGAAAUUAAGAUCAACCGUCAGACACCUCGAGUUAGUCAUUUAAUGUACCCGGAUGAUAGUCCCUUCUUUAUAAAAUAUAAGGAAUCUUCAAUCAUGGCACUGGCAGGAUUAUUGGAAAAGUACACCACCUUUUCUGGCCAGCGAAUUAAUUUCCACAAAUUCUCCAUUCUCAUCAGCCCGAAAACCACCAGAGAAACGGCGUCCUUCAUCCACACGACUCUGCAAAUUCCUAUGGGCCAGUUUCAUAGCAAGUACUUGCGAAUGAGCUUGGACUUCACUGAAAAGAAAACGGAUAUUUUUGGACAAUUCACUUCCAAAAUCAGUGGUAAGUUUGCCUCAUGGAAAACUAGGUUGCCACCCCUUCUUGGUCGAGUCACUUUGGCGAAAUCCACUCUGUCUUGAAUGAUGGUAUAUCCUAUGGGAGGUUUCCAGCUACCUGCUCAAACCUUACAUAAGGUUGAUUAGCUCAUUAGAGCUUUUAUAUGAAAAGGCGAUUGUCAGAACAAAAGGAUCCACUGGAGAACCUGGAAGAAGAUAACAAGAUCCAUUUUUCAUGGAGGUUCAGGUCUCAAAGCCACAAAACAAUUUAAUCAAGCACUCUUGGCAAGCACUCUUGGCAAAACAUGCGUGGAAAAUAAUGUCGUCCCCAAAUUCCCUGAUAGCAAAACUGUUCCGCGCCAAAUAUUGCAACAAUGGGGUAUUCCCCCCAGUCCACCCUCCUUAUGCUCCAUCCUCGGGAUUUAGAAGCAUUAUGUAGGGAGCCGAGUUAGUGCAACAUCAUACCAAAU
Oldenlandia corymbosa var. corymbosa is the source of this 952-nucleotide messenger RNA. The record is from the annotation of a GenBank genome assembly. NCBI's taxonomy places the organism in Eukaryota, Viridiplantae, Streptophyta, Magnoliopsida, Gentianales, Rubiaceae.